Sinocyclocheilus grahami is the source of this 312-nucleotide messenger RNA. RefSeq names its product coronin-7-like. Gene Ontology annotation, molecular function: protein binding. The coding region runs from base 4 to 261 and encodes 85 amino acids. The transcript has 3 exons. Lineage: Eukaryota; Metazoa; Chordata; Actinopteri; Cypriniformes; Cyprinidae. The record is from RefSeq and is a predicted model, not a curated record.
CUGAUGCCUCUGUUUGAUCCAGACUCUGGACUACUUAUUGUGUCUGGGAAUGGUGAGAGUGUGAUCGACUGUUUCGAGGUGAACAGCAGUGAGCCCUUCCUGUCUCAAGUGAGUCACUGUUUGACGGACGUGUCGACUCGUGGCGUGGCUCUGGUGCCGAAGCUCGCUCUGGACGUCAGCUGCUGUGAGGUUUUGCGUCUGAUGCAGCUCACUGAUAACUUCAUAGUGCCCAUCAGCUACCAGGUGCCUCGCAAGGUAUGAAGGAGUGAACACACCACCGACACUGAAUAAACACAUCCAGGUCUGCCAAAC